AUGGCCGCCGCUCCGCCAUCCCUCUCAAACUACCCGCCGUCACACACCAGCUCCCCCUCUCGCCAUCUCUCUCAAUACUCUGCCUCGUCCACUGUAGCCGGGACUCCCCUCCCAGACCGCACGUCCGGCACCCCCACCAGCAUCACAUCGGCCUCGACCCUGCGCUACCCGUCGACCCGCAAGACCAUCUACGACCGCAACCUCAACCGGUCGCGCAAUGCCGAACUGUCGAGAGCCAGCUUCGCCUACCUGUUUAUGGAGAUGGUCGCGUACGCACACAAGCGGGUCAAGGGGAUCCAGGACUUUGAGAAGAGACUGAACGAACAGGGCUAUCCCCUGGGACUGAAGCUGCUGGAUCUUUUGCUUUAUCGGGCGUCGCCGAUGGGUGGCUCGAGUUCGUCGAGUGGAGGGUCGUCGACUAGUAGCUCCGGAGCAGGGGCCAGUCGACCACUGAGGCUAUUGCCCCUCUUGACGCUUCUGACCACCAAGCUCUACCCUUUACUAUUCUCCCGUCCCGCAGACUCGCUCGAACAGUCCACGACGAACCCGGGGGAGUACAUGAUCAUCGACAACACUCCGCUCACGAACCAGUACAUCUCCGUUCCCAAGGAGAUGUCCCAGUUGAGCGUGGCGGCAUAUAUUGCGGGAAUUAUCGAGGGCGUGUGUGAUGGCGCAGGCUUCUCUUGUAAGGCCAGCGCACACAACACAGGCACCGACGUGUGGCCAAACCGGACCGUGUUUCUGAUCAAGUUUGACGAAAGCGUCAUGGAACGGGAGCGGGAGCUGGAGAGGCAGGGAGUCAAGUGA
This is a messenger RNA of Fonsecaea nubica, 807 nucleotides long. RefSeq lists its product as hypothetical. Bases 1 to 807 code for a protein of 268 amino acids. Gene Ontology annotation, cellular component: TRAPPII protein complex; TRAPPIII protein complex; TRAPPI protein complex. The transcript has a single exon. Lineage: Eukaryota; Fungi; Ascomycota; Eurotiomycetes; Chaetothyriales; Herpotrichiellaceae. The record is from RefSeq and is a predicted model, not a curated record. Gene Ontology annotation, biological process: endoplasmic reticulum to Golgi vesicle-mediated transport.